Molecule: messenger RNA, 2641 nt
Organism: Venturia canescens
Lineage: Eukaryota; Metazoa; Arthropoda; Insecta; Hymenoptera; Ichneumonidae
Gene: PICK1
Product: protein interacting with PRKCA 1
Exons: 6
Coding region: 308-1804 (498 amino acids)
Biological process (GO): intracellular protein transport; positive regulation of receptor internalization; regulation of Arp2/3 complex-mediated actin nucleation
Cellular component (GO): trans-Golgi network membrane; postsynaptic density; synaptic vesicle
Molecular function (GO): phospholipid binding; protein kinase C binding; protein domain specific binding
Source: RefSeq, a predicted model, not a curated record
GUUGUUUCUGUCGGAACAGCAUCUGUCAAAGUUACUUCAGAAGCUUCGGAAAAAUAUAUACAACGCCAAAAUAUUAAUGUAGUUUUCCGCAUUUGACGAAUGUGUAAAUGGAAUAAUAUAAAAUUAUAAUAUAAAUCUUUGUGGUACGAAAUAGACGUAUCGUCCAAAAGCAGGCACAAAAAAGCUCGGCCGUAAAAAUGGAUUUCGAGGAUGACUUUUUCUUUGAGGAGGACAAAAUGUUUGUUGUUAAGAUAUUCUCAAAUUAAUAUGUUCAACGUAUCGUCCGUUUUUCUGUUUUACAGUCUCGAUGUGCUUUAUUUUUAUUGUUCCGUGCAUGCUUCACUCGUGUCUCUCGUUGCACAACAGUCUGACGGAUAAUAAAAUUCUUUCGUCGGAUAACGAAUCGUCUAUGAACUUGUUAGAAUUUUCCAACAACGAGAUUUCUCGUACGACAACUGAGACGCCUUCCGCCAGUGUGGAACUUCACCAGCUAGCAAUGAUGGAAGACCGCAUACCGGAUGUAAGUCUUGUCGCGCAGGAACAAAUCACAACUGCACCAAAACAAAAUAUACAACAAAUGGGGAUGACGAUCACGUCUGGGAACGUGGUGGUCAAGAAAGAUAGUAGCAACCUGAUCGGAAUAAGUAUCGGUGGCGGUGCGCCCUAUUGUCCGUGUCUCUACAUAGUACAAGUAUUCGACAACACACCAGCUGCUGUCGAAGGAACUUUGCAAUCGGGUGAUGAGCUUGUGGCUGUUAACGGAGCCUCGGUUCGUGGCAAGACGAAGGUUGAAGUGGCAAAAAUGAUACAAGCUUGCGAAUCACAGGUCAGCAUUAAUUACAACAAACUCCAUGCUGAUCCACGACAGGGGAAAACUCUGGAUAUUGCUCUAAAAAAGGUGAAGCAUCGAUUGGUCGAGGGAAUGGGGAGUGCUACUGCAGAUGCGCUUGGAUUGUCACGAGCUAUUCUUUGCAACGAUGCACUUGUCCAACGACUAAUGGCACUUCAGCGUACUGAAAAUUUGUACAGGGGUCUCGUGGCUCACGCAAAAUCAACGUUGCACGCCUUUUUUGAUCUCACCCAAAUAUACAAGGUAUUCGGGGACGCAUUUGCGUCGAUAGGAGUUCGGGAGCCACAGCCACGAGCGAGCGAGGCAUUUCGUCAAUUUGGUGAGCAACACCGACAAAUGGAAAAGUAUGGAGUAGUGAUGUUGAAAGCGUUGAAGCCAAUUCUUAGUGACCUUGGAACUUACCUGCACAAAGCGAUACCAGACACUCGUUUGACCAUAAGCAAAUACGCUGAUGCUAAAUUCGAGUAUUUAUCGUACUGUCUCAAGGUCAAAGAGCUCGACGAUGAGGAGCAGAGUUACGCGACGCUCCAGGAGCCUCUUUAUCGAGUAGAAACCGGAAAUUACGAGUAUCGUCUUAUCUUGCGUUGUAGACAAGAGGCGAGAGCCAAAUUUGCCAAAUUACGUUCAGACGUGUUAGUCAAACUCGAGUUACUCGACAAUAAACACGUCCAAGACGUUGUGUGGCAACUGCAAAAAUUCGCUUCUGGUCUGGCCAAAUAUUAUGCUGACACAAGAGACCUCUUGGCUCAAAAUACCUUGUUUCCUGUCGAAGUCGAUCUUUCGCAAACUGCUUUUCAAUACAAAACACCGGGACUUCCCUUGACCGAGGACGGCAACGACGAUAAUGAUGACGUUUAUUACACCGAUGAAAAACCCAAAGAAACUGAAGACAAUCUCUUACUCGAUACCAAAGAAAAUCCACCCUUGAUACCCCAGCUCGUUGACCUGCAAUGAUCUUUUCUCAUCAACGAACAAAUCCAUCCUGCAUAAGCACGAGAUCAAACCAUCCUCAAGCAUACCAAGGUUGAUAUCAUAUUUUCUAUGCUCCUUGAGACACACUAUUCAAUAAGGUAUUUUACAUUAAAAUAAAACAACAACAACAACAACAGAAAAAACAAUUAUGCUAAGUGAAAAAAACGGAAAAUCGAUCACGUCAUUUUGGUGCCAAUCAAAAAAUGUUCAUAAACUUCGAGUCGUCGCUCUGGCUAAACUUUACACUUUUCAUGCUAGACAAACUUCCCGAGAAAUCAUGUUCAAAACAUAUAUCGUUUUUUCAUAGUGCUUUGAAAUUUUUUUUUAUUUUGCCAUUGUUCAAUAAUAUAGAAUCGACGAACAAGACUAUUUCGACUGAAAAAUUAUGAGCAUUUUUUGAGGAUGUGAGAAAAAUAUUGUCUUGCGAUAUCGAAUGGUUGCAUAAUGCAUUUUACAGAAUCACAAAAAAGAAAAGAUUUUUCAAUGCUUGAACUAGACUCGUGAUCGAAGUUGAACUAAGAAGAAAGAAUAGUCUCAAUAUUGGGAUAAAAUAUCUCGAUAUAUUUUUCCAAGAGUAUCCCUGAUCUCGUAUAAUAUUUAAACAAGUACGAUUAUCCUUGCAUAAAAACAAAAAUGUUUAGUACGAAACAUUCUAUAUACCAAAGAUGAAAACAAAGAUUAAUAUAUAUUAUAUCAUUAUUAUUGUCGUUAUUAAUAUUCAAUGCGUUGCAUUUUACCUCGAAUUAAUUAUGGCAUUUAUUUGUAUGGAAGAAUCAUAUUAAAUAUAAAAUAUUGUUAAUAAAACAUGAUUUUACAAUA